This is a messenger RNA of Hyla sarda, 1259 nucleotides long. RefSeq lists its product as uncharacterized. The transcript has 2 exons. Gene Ontology annotation, molecular function: DNA binding. Lineage: Eukaryota; Metazoa; Chordata; Amphibia; Anura; Hylidae. The record is from RefSeq and is a predicted model, not a curated record. Bases 157 to 1167 code for a protein of 336 amino acids.
AUCUGAAGCUUCCUACAGAGUUUGUUAUCACAUGACAUUAGUCAGCCAAUCGGGGUGUCCUUCUACAUCCUGUGUUUUUCACAGACAUUGAGGAACUUUUCUUUAUUCCUGUGAAAGUUUUACUGGUGUUAACAGUGACUCACAGUGCUUGUAGAGAUGGACAGCUCCCCUGAGGAAGACUUCCCCAGUGACACAGAGACAGCUAGAGGACAAGAUGUUACCAAGAAGCCAAAGGUAACAGCUGCCAUUUUUUACAAGAGGACAUCAGCAAGGCCUGCUGCCAAGUCAUCCAGUGGCCAAACUUCUAGGCAACCAAUCAGAGACAUCUGCCAUUUGGAGACGGAGACUCUAGCAGAAAAUGAGACAGCCAUUACUGAUGCUGAGGUGGCCCUAAAUGUCCAUCAAGAAGGCUCUGACACAGAAAUAGACAACAUCAUGCAUGUCAGUCCAGCCCUUGCAGAUAUGAACAUUGGCAUUGUAGAAGAGGAGGUACCAUGGUCCAGUAUUGCACCAGAUAAACCUUUUUCGCCACUACUAUUCGUACAUGACAUUGAUGAUGACUAUCAAGAAUCUCAAUCACCACCAUCCUCCUCUGGCUCCAUAGUUGUGGAUACACCCUCCCAUGCAAAGACUGCCACUGUCACCAGUACAAGGACUUUAGCUACUGCUUCCAAGAGCACUCCCCUUCCAGAAAAACCUUCCCCAUCAGCAAAACCCAGUGUCAGUGGUAACCGCAAAUCUAAGGUAUGGGAGCAUUUUAUAACAGUUGGGGAUGGUCGCUUGGCCAAAUGUAAGCUAUGUGGCAAGGAAGUAAGUUGUGGCAAAGUCUUGGGGCAUCUCACCAAUGCAGGAAUGGAUAACCAUCUGAGGACACACCACAAGGCAGUGUUGAUGAUAGAAGAAAGUGGUUUGGCAGCUCCACCAAGUAAAAGAAAGGGAAGUAGUAGUGCUAGUUCCAGUGCUACUAUGAGUUCAGCCUCAGAUAACCUGGAAAAGGGGCAAGGGGCUGAAGCUGUUGUUCAUCCCAGUAAAGGAAACCAGUCCACCAUAGAACAGUUUACUGGUUUUCAUCCCAGGGGGAUUUCCCGCCAACAGUCCCGCAAGAUUACCCGCCUUAUAGGUGAGCAUUUAACAUGGUGGAAGGGGAACCUUUUAAACGCCUUCUAAAGGCACUUGCACCCCAAUAUAUUGUACCAUCACGUACCACAUUCAGCAGAAGUAUAGUACCUGCUUUGUAUAAAUCGUGUGUGGAUCUGCUA